CUUUGAAGACGAGAGUUUGAAGCCACAAACAUGGCACCUGCCGUUGGCGGUCCAGUAGGCUACACACCCCCAGAAGGAGGCUGGGGUUGGGCAGUAGUAGGCGGAGCCUUUAUAUCUAUUGGUUUCUCGUAUGCCUUUGCCAAAUCCAUUACGGUGUUCUUUAAAGACAUAGAAGUAAUAUUUGAUGCAACAAGCAGUGAAGUUUCCUGGAUUUCUUCAAUAAUGCUAGCAGUCAUGUAUGGUGGAGGUCCAAUAGCCAGUGUAUUGGUGAAUAAGUAUGGAAGCAGACCGAUUAUGAUGCUUGGUGGCCUUCUUUCUGGAAUUGGUUUAAUUGGUGCCUCGUUUUGUCACACUGUUGCGCAACUCUACUUUUGUAUUGGUGUUAUUGGAGGAUUUGGUCUUUCGUUUAAUUUAAAUCCAUCUCUAACAAUGAUUGGAAAAUACUUUUUCAAGAAAAGACCAAUUGCUAAUGGCUUGUCAAUGGCAGGCAGUCCUGUAUUUUUGUCAACACUUGCUCCUUUAAAUCAGUACCUCUACGGUAUCUUUGGUUGGAGAGGAAGCUUUUUGAUACUGGCAGGACUUCUUUUCAAUUGCUGCGUUGCAGGCUCCUUAAUGCGCCCCAUUGGACCUAAACCUGAUGAUUUGAAAAAGAAAGUGACGAAGGAGGUAUUGGAGGAAGCUGGGAAAUGCAAAGAUGACAAGGAUGCUAACAAAGACCUUAUUGAUGGAACAACAAAAACCAAACCAACUUUCUUUCAGACAAUUAACAAGUUUUUGGACUUUUCCCUGUUCACUCAUAGAGGAUUCUUGAUCUAUCUGUCUGGACACACAAUCAUGUUCUUUGGUCUCUUUGCACCUUUAGUCUUCCUCAGCAACUAUGCAAAAAGCAAGCAGAUUUCUCCAGAGCGUGCUGCCUUUUUGCUUUCCAUCCUUGCUUUUGUAGAUAUGAUUGCAAGACCUACUAUGGGGAUCGUAGCAAACACCAAGUGGGUGAGACCUAGGGUGCAAUAUUUCUUUGCUGUUGCUGUGCUCUAUAAUGGAGUUUGCCACCUGUUAGCACCUUUAUCAACUGAUUAUCUUGGCUUUGCGAUCUAUGCUGCCUUCUUUGGCUUUGCUUUUGGCUGGCUAAGCUCUGUCCUUUUUGAAACCUUAAUGGAUUUGGUUGGUGCACAGAGAUUUUCCAGUGCUGUUGGACUGGUGACGAUCGUAGAAUGUUGCCCUGUUCUUCUUGGACCACCCCUCUUAGGCAGAUUAAAUGACAUUUAUGGCGACUACAAGUAUACUUACCAAGCUUGUGGAGCAGUACUUAUCGUAUCUGGAGUUUACUUAAUUGUGGCGAUGACUAUCCAUUACAGACUUCUUGCAAAAGAGCAGAAAGCAGAGGACAAAAAAAGGAGCCAAGAAGCAAAUGGUGGUGACUCAGAACACAAAGUCAACAAUGAACUCUCAGUCCUUCCUCAGAGCGCAGAUGAUGUAAAAGAAGAAGAAAGUAACAUAUAGGGCAUUUUUUCUGUGCUUAGCGCUGUGUGGAAACAAUCAACAGGGUGGCACUGAUGCUGCACACUAGUCCGGUAUUGGGAUAGGAUUGUAUUUUUAAGCCUUAUUUAAAGC
This is a messenger RNA of Nanorana parkeri, 1611 nucleotides long. RefSeq names its product solute carrier family 16 member 1 (gene SLC16A1). Gene Ontology annotation, biological process: transmembrane transport; monocarboxylic acid transport. NCBI's taxonomy places the organism in Eukaryota, Metazoa, Chordata, Amphibia, Anura, Dicroglossidae. The record is from RefSeq and is a predicted model, not a curated record. The transcript is spliced from 4 exons. Bases 31 to 1500 code for a protein of 489 amino acids. Gene Ontology annotation, molecular function: monocarboxylic acid transmembrane transporter activity. Gene Ontology annotation, cellular component: membrane.